Messenger RNA from Prorocentrum cordatum, 351 nucleotides. The record is from the annotation of a GenBank genome assembly. Lineage: Eukaryota; Dinophyceae; Prorocentrales; Prorocentraceae.
UUCCGAGAGAAGCACUUCGGAUACAUGAAAGGGGUGUACCCACGGUACCUCACCGAUCAGGUCACGGGUGCGUUCCAUCGGGUUGGCGUCAAUUACAAGAUCACGUUCAACAGUGAAACCGUGGCGGCCGACUUCCAGGAUCAGUUCAACAGAGCGGGUCACAUGUGGACAGACCCGCGCGACCACACUAAGCAUCCGCUUCGAGCUCGAGGCGACCUACCAAUUUAUGUUAGAACCAGGCGCCGCGCAUUCUCUGUCAUUUACACGGAGGUCAAGGAUUUGCUGGCUUCCCCGCCGAGAUGGAACCCCACGUUCAGGCUUGUAGUGAAUGGAUACAAAGGAGUAUUGCAG